Phymastichus coffea is the source of this 1278-nucleotide messenger RNA. RefSeq names its product mitotic checkpoint protein BUB3 (gene Bub3). Gene Ontology annotation, biological process: mitotic spindle assembly checkpoint signaling. Bases 233 to 1213 code for a protein of 326 amino acids. Gene Ontology annotation, molecular function: ubiquitin binding. The record is from RefSeq and is a predicted model, not a curated record. Gene Ontology annotation, cellular component: kinetochore; bub1-bub3 complex; mitotic checkpoint complex. The transcript has 6 exons. NCBI's taxonomy places the organism in Eukaryota, Metazoa, Arthropoda, Insecta, Hymenoptera, Eulophidae.
CCAGUUGAGCGUUUCUCCGCGCUCGCGGAGUCCCGGCGCCAAAGCGCUGCGACCUUCGAUCGAGGGAGAAGAAGCAGCGCUCGAGCUUGCGGUCGCAAGUUCGGGUAACCCGCUCGAGUCGUCAAUCCGAAAGCGAGCUUUAGAAUAACGCUGCAAGAUUACUACGAAAGCCACCUAUCACGGAAAGCUGCACUUUAAGCCACAUCUGGACUAAUUAUUUAUAAAAGAAAUCAUGGAGUCACGUACAGAGUUUAAACUUAAAAGUCCUCCAACCGAUGCUGUUUCAGCUGUAGAGUUUGGGCCCAAUUCCACGCAAUUUUUACUUGUAUCUUCGUGGGAUAGUACAGUUCGGUUGUACGACAUACAAACAAACACCUUACGAUUGAAAUACAAUCACGAUCUACCAGUACUUGAUGUAGCAUUUCAGGAUGCUGUUCAUGCAUAUAGUGGUGGACUGGGUAAAGCUUUAAAAAUGUACGACAUCAACACAAAUACAGAAACUAUUAUGGGCUCGCAUGAAGAACCUAUCCGAAAGGUAGAGUACUGUCCUGCUGUUAAUGCUAUCCUAACUGGUGGUUGGGAUGCUACAGUGAAAUUAUGGGAUCCAAGGUCACCAACAUGCGUAGGAAGUUACAUUCAACCAGAUGUGAUCUUAGCCCUUUCAGUUUGCGGUGAUAAAUUUGUCGUUGGAACAGCAAAGAGGAAAGUUUGCAUUUGGGAUUUGAGAAAUAUGGCUGGCAUGUUCCAGAGGCGAGAAAGCAGUCUAAAAUACCAAACUAGGUGUAUCAAAGGUUUUCCAAAUGAACAGGGCUAUGUUUUAAGUAGCAUCGAAGGCAGAGUUGCUGUAGAAUAUUUAGAUACUACACCAGAAGCUCAGAAGAAAAAAUAUGCAUUCAAAUGUCAUAGAAUAAAAGAAAACAAUGUGGAGCACAUUUAUCCUGUAAAUGCCAUAAGUUUUCAUUCUGGAUAUAACACGUUUGCCACAGGAGGCUCAGAUGGAUACGUCAAUAUUUGGGAUGGAUUUAAUAAGAAGAGAUUAUGUCAGUUUCAUCGUUAUAAUGCUGGUGUGGCAGCUUUGAGUUUCAGUCAAGAUGGCUCAGUUUUGGCAAUUGGAGUGUCGUAUUUGAAUGAAGCCGAAAUUCCACCUGGUGGUAAUGAUGAGAGAGAAGUUUACAUAAGAUAUGUAAAUGACCAAGAAACUAAACCAAAAUAAAUUUAUCUACAAUGAAAAUUUAAUCCAAAAUGAAAAUCUCAUUGAAAAUCUUUGAAUAGAACUUU